Messenger RNA from Brenthis ino (lesser marbled fritillary), 1617 nucleotides. Lineage: Eukaryota; Metazoa; Arthropoda; Insecta; Lepidoptera; Nymphalidae. The record is from the annotation of a GenBank genome assembly.
AUGGCUGAUAAAUUAAUAAAAAAACGUAGUUCAAUGAAGGCUAAGCUUACAACGUUUAGCAAUUACUUAGAUGUGCUUAAAAGUUGCGAUAACUUAUCCACUUUACAACGCCUUGAAUUAGACAGUCGCUAUAGCAAAUUUGAUGCUUUAUAUGCUGAAUUCGACGAUUUACAGACUGAGAUCGAGUUAUUAUCAGAAAAGCCUGAGGAAGCCUACACAGUUCGUGCCCAGUUCGAAGAACAAUAUUAUGCUUUGGCUGCGUUAGCACGAAGCUUGCUGUCCGGUAACGAGAAACCGCGUGACUCAGCAGGGUUUGUAACAGGCUCUGAAGACUCGAUGGCAGGUGGGCUUAAAAAUAAUUUCAUACGUUUACCGAAAAUUGAUUUGCCCUACUUUGAUGGUAGCUAUCAGUGCUGGCUCGAGUUCAGAGACACAUUUUCUUCUUUGAUCCAUGAUAAUAAUUCUAUCGAUAAUAUAAGUAAAUUCCACUAUUUGCGUGCCGCUCUUAAGGGAACUGCCGCAGAAAUUAUUAAAAAUAUGGAUUUUAAAAGUGAUCAGUAUAAAUUAGCGUGGGAUUUAUUAUGUGAGCGAUAUGACAACAGUCGACUUUUGAUAAAUAAUCACGUGCAAGCCUUAUUCAAUAUUGAGCCUAUUGUUAAAGAGUCAAGUAGUUCCAUACGUAAUCUCAUCGAUGUUACUAAUAAAAAUAUACGGGCGCUUAAGAUAUUGAAUGAGCCUACUCAAUACUGGGAUACUCUUGUUAUUUACAUGAUGUCAAUGAAAUUAGAUAGUGCAACUAGUAGACAUUGGGAAGAGUAUCGCAAUACUUUGUUAUCUUCACCUACUUUGCCUCAAUUUUGUACAUUUUUAAAUAAUAAAGCUGAUUUAUUAGAAACCAUAGAAGAUCAAAAUUUCAUUAAAAUAAAUAAAACAGAAAAUUAUAAAAACAAAACCCUUUUAAUUACGUCUAAUAAUAAUUAUUUGAAUAAAAAUCAAUUAAAUAUUUCUACAAUAAAAUGUCCUUUAUGUUCUCAAAAACAUAAUUUAUACAGUUGCGAAUCUUUUAGAAAUUUACCAAUUGAGACACGCAUUCAAAAGGCAAAAGAGUUUAAACUUUGCUUGAACUGCUUACGUUCAGGUCAUUUUGAAAAUAAAUGUAAGUUAUCUCAUUGCAAAUAUUGCAGAAGCAAACAUAAUACUCUUUUGAAUCUUGAACAACCUGGACCUUCUAUUCGCAAUCCCUUGCCUAAAAAUGAAAACGUUUCUCUUUCUGCUAAUAUUGUACCUACACAGAAUACUACGCGUUCGCAUGUCUUACUUUCCACAGCGUUGGUGCAAGUUGUAAGCAACGACGGCAAGAAAUACAGCGCGCGAGUGCUACUCGACAAUGGUAGUACUUCCAAUUUUAUAACGGAGUCUUUUUGCACAAAGCUUGGUUUGUUCCGACGCGAUGCAAGCUCCACGACAAUCACAGGUGGAAGUCAUAAUCGUCUUAUUGUUAGUAUGUAUUUAAAAUUUAAAAGAAGUGAGAACGAGACAGUAGAGUCGGCCGCGCGGCGCUCGGUGGGUGCCGGAUGGUGGGUGGUGGUGGUAGUGACGUACAUAAUAUGUAUUGUA